UCGUCACACGAACGCUUCUCUAGCCAAUUACGCACAAUGUGGAAGAUCUCCUGCAGCUGCAGGGGGACGACUCGCAACUUGGUGGGAAUGUGUCCUGUGCGCGCGCCUGGAGCCGCCGGAGACAUGCAGACGCACCGCAUUCCCGCCGCUUUCCACACUGUUUUAUGAUACCGAGCCGCGGUUUAUUCCGGUUAUGGGGAGAAUCACAUGCAGCUGCGCCGCCGUGAUCCUGCUGGCCGUCACCAGCUCAUGUCGUGCAGUCACCCUGGAGUCCGUCCACUGGAGCAGCUCCAACACCAAAUUUAUUCGGAGUCAGGGUCUGAUCCUGUACCCCCAGAUCGGGGAUAAGAUGGACAUUGUGUGUCCCCGGGCAGAUGCUUCCUCCGGGGCAAAGGAGGAGUUCUACCGAGUGUACCUGGUCCCCAGAAGUCAGAUAGAGACCUGCACCAUCGCCAAGAAGGACACGCCCCUGCUCAACUGCGACAAGCCCCACCAAGACGUAAAGUUCACCUUCAAGUUCCAGGAGUUCAGCCCCAACCUGUGGGGUCUGGAGUUCCUCAAGGGGAGGGACUAUUACAUCACCUCCACCUCUGCAGGCUCUCUGCAGGGUCUGGAUAAUCCUGAUGGAGGGGUGUGCAGAACCAAAUCCAUGAAGCUCGUGCUGAGAGUCGGCCAAAAUUCUUCAGAUCCCACUUCAACCCUGCAGGAAUCCCCCACUCGGUUCCCCCCGACACGGCCGAAGUCCAAAUCCAAGGACCCGCCUGCAAGAGAAGAGGAUAGUAAAGGCGAAACUGACUCGGAAACGGGACAAACCAACCCCAGCGGCGGCGAUGGAUCAGCGGCGAGCCUGCUGAUGUGGGUCGCCUGUGGCGGCGUGACCCUCCUCCUGGUCGUCACAAUUCUGCUGGUGCUGCUGUGGAGACGCCGCCGCCGCCUCCUCCUCCUCGUCCCAGACGGCCAGCAGCCGGCCUCCGUGUCCCUCGGCACUUUGGCCGGGGCGAAGCGGGACAGCAUCGGCAGCGACUACAACGACUCGGACCGCAGCGUUGCCGUCUUUCCUCUGCGGGCUUCUGACAGCAUGAUCUGUCGCCAUUAUGAGCGUGCGAGCGGCGACUACGGGCCCCCUGUGUACAUCGUUCAGGAGAUAACGCCCCAGAGUCCCACCAACGUCUACUACAAAGUCUGAUGUGGGCCGCUGUGGUGCCGGCCUGCGGGUCCCAACGCUGCCUGGGACUCGCAGCACAUCCGCCGCUUUAGUUGGUUUGUAGCAAUUGGAAAGAAAGGUAACGUCCAAACUCGUCACACGUUCAUCUGAGCUCCUGCUCUGAACUUUUUUUCCUCACAUUUCUGUCACAAGUGCAAACCGAGCGAAGAGAGACGACCAGAGAGGAGCUUGAAGUCUCAUUUCAUUCCACUACAAUGUUUUGCUUUUUAUUUCUCUACAUUCAAAUGGCGGCACAUCCAGUUAGUUGUUACUCUGCAGACUUUACAUGGACAACUUAUCACAACUUUAUAUUAGAGUUCCAUUCUACCCAACAUUAAACAUUAAAACGAUCAGUAAUAAUGAUCCAAUAACAUAGAACUAUGAAACUUGUGACACUUUUUUAAAAAUGUUGCUUUUUAAACGGAUGUUACUUUGGGUACAUUGUACUACUAAUAUUUACAGACAAAACUCAUCAAAAAAGGAAUGUUGACUGUUUUGCUCAUUUCUGUGUCAAACGUUUCGUCCUUUUAGAUUGUUAAAUAUAACGGUUACUUACGGAGGUUACUUUUAAUAAGAACAUUGCCUGGUAAUAAUUGCAUACUUUUACUUAUAUUUUAAUUACAGAGUUUUGGAUCGUAGUAGUGCAUUUUGCACUUCUUCCACCAGAGGAAAAAGCAAAUCAAGAAACCUAUUAUUUUUUCCUUUCCACUACAUCUCCCCAUAAAGACUGAUCGCGCUCCAACACGCCAAACGGAAGAGAACUUGAAUGUUUUUUUCUGACUCAGUUUAAAAUGUUGUGCAAUGGAUCCCUCUGUUCCAGGCAGAUGUUAUUUAGGUAAUAUUAUGUCUCCUUCUAAAGACAUAACUCUUCUCAAACAGCGUAUAAAGCUGUGCUGAAAAGAAAACACGUAAAAACAGCAGAAGUGCUUUGUUUGUUGGUAAAGGGGGAAGAGUUAAAGAAAGGAGACAAGUUGUAAGUAGUGCUUUCUUCAUCGUCUCAUCAUCGCUCCUUUCACAAACCAGCAACAGUAAACGAGAUGGACACGCAGGCAGAAAAGGAAUAGAAGAUAAUGGAGGUCCCCACUUAGCAUUUAUACCCGCUGUUCUAGAUUUAAAUGACAUUUAGAUGUUUUCACUGGUAGGUGUUUUUGAUGUGGUUGAUACACACACUUUAUAUUCAAAAAUGUUUUCUGAAUAACUCUGGGUGGGUAGAUGCUUCCCCAAUCAGCAUGUCUCACCAUUACGUAACGGUAUCAAUGGAACAUUGAUUGACAUUCUGCGGGGGAACAGCGCCGCGACCAGAAGAAGGACACGGGGUCGAGAGAAGGCUGUGCAUCAACAUCUCUCACUGGUUCCCAUCAACUCAUGAAGAUGUUUUAACAGCCACAGGCUCGUCUUCACAGUUCAACACAUGUGUCUAAUCUACCUGCAAGCUACGAAACCAUCUCUAAGGGUAAUGACAUUUCUUUUUAUUUAAAUAUAAAAACACCUAGCAUUUAAUUGUCCCUAUAGGGCCUCCCGAGGCUCUGUGCACAGCAUCCAUGGGUGAACAUGUUUCAUGCUCCUUCAGCCACAUCAUGCUGCACAUUUUCAACCUGUCAGCUUCCAUGAGCUUCCUCUCCACCAGGGACACUGUUGCCUCUGGAAGGCAGACUGGAGGAUCUCCAGGACAAUGUGCUGUAUGUGCAUCCAACAAGGAAACGGCUCCGCUCAAAUUAAGCCACUAGUCAACAAAAUAAAAAUAAAAUGCUUUUUUUUUUUUUAACAAAACUUGCAGGAGAACAUUGGGCUGAAUAUGGUGAUAACUGUGACAAUGCACUACUUUUCUAUUUGGCCUGUAGCCUGAUGUAUUGACUUGUAAUAAAUGGAUGACGGGA
This is a messenger RNA of Gasterosteus aculeatus aculeatus (three-spined stickleback), 3081 nucleotides long. RefSeq names its product ephrin-B2a. Lineage: Eukaryota; Metazoa; Chordata; Actinopteri; Perciformes; Gasterosteidae. Gene Ontology annotation, biological process: ephrin receptor signaling pathway; axon guidance; blood vessel morphogenesis. The record is from RefSeq and is a predicted model, not a curated record. Gene Ontology annotation, molecular function: ephrin receptor binding. Gene Ontology annotation, cellular component: plasma membrane.